CUUCAUGAUUUAUUGAAAAAAAGUAUAUUUCAGAGAAGAUGUGGUUACGAGAGUUUAGUGAGAUAUUCGAUGUCCUCCCGUACUACUUGCUGGUCUGCCUCCCCAUCUUCAUCGCCUUGUCCCCGAUCAACCCCGUGGAGUCCGCCUCCGAGCUCGAUGUUCAUAGACUAGCUCAGUUUGAACUAGGAGGAAACCUACAUGGAUCUAAACAGGCUGCUCUGACUAUGGAUGCUCGUGGACCUGGUGUAAGCCAGGUUGUGAGGAAAACUGUAGUUGUAAAAAUGGCUGAACUCUCCGUGGCCGGGUUUAGAGAUCUAGUCUCGAGCGGGGUGGGAGGCCUCCUCCUUCUCAUCCCUCCAGGGCUAGCUGGACUGAGUGCAGAGGCUAGAGAGGCUGUUCUACAGUUAGAGGAGGAGCUGGUGGGCGGGGAUCUUGAGAUUCCUGUCUACUUUGCAGAGGAGAACCCUGAGCUGAAUGAACUAUAUGAGACCCUGAGAUCUGAAGGUGAAGGGGGAGAGGAUGCGUCCUCUGCCCUGGCAGCUAUGAUGAGUAGUAUAUCUAACAGCGGAUAUCAGUUAAUUAUAUCCGCUCCAACUCCACAACCUGUUAAAGAUCAGGCUGUUGUAUCAACCUCUGGUCUCCUCGGAGGAUCAAGUGGAGAAGACCAGCUCCCAACUAUCCUUGUAGUUGCUCAUUACGAUGCCGGAGCCGGAGCUCCCAGUCUUGCCACCGGAGCGGAUAGCAAUGGUAGCGGAGUAUCAAUACUGCUGGAGCUUGCCAGAUUAUUCUCAGCACUUUACUCAGGGUCCAGAACCCAUCCAGCGUAUUCCCUUGUAUUCCUGCUCUCUGGUGGUGGUAAACUGAACUAUGCCGGGACUAAGCGCUGGCUAGAGGAGCACCUUGAUCAUGAUACAACAAGUGAUCUUCUCUCAAACGUCAAGUUUAUUCUCUGUCUCGAUUCCCUCGGCAAGAAUAAACCUCUGAAUCUGCAUGUGUCUAAGCCUCCUAAGGAAGGUUCUGCUGGAGCUAUUUUCCUUGAGAACCUCAGAUCUGUGUCCUCCGCUCUCUUCCCGAACCUACCUAAACCAGAGAUGGUUCAUAAGAAGAUUAAUCUGGCCGAUGAUACUCUCUCAUGGGAGCAUGAAAGGUUUUCUAUCAGACGGUUACCUGCCUUCACCCUCUCCCACUUCACCAGUCCGCGCAAUCCAGAGCGUCAAACUCUCCUAGAUUCAACCUCAGAAGUGUCUGGAGCUGUUCUCCAGCGGAACACGAGGCUGGUGGCGGAGGCCCUGGCCUGCAGCCUCUACCCAAGGAUGGAGAAGACGACCUGCAGCGGAGAACUAUUCUCCGGGUCCCUUGAGCCCAAGGAGGAGUCUCUCAUGGGUUGGUUGAGAUUGGCAACUUCAUUCCCAAGACAUCCUAGUCUUCUCUCAGAUAAAAACUCAGACCUCGUGAAGAGCUUGACGUCUGCCCUGGCCAGGUACACCCAGGACGUAAGCACCGUGGUUGGAACCCCGGAUAGGAGGGAACCUGAAUAUGUUCUUUAUGAUACUGCUACUGCAACCAUGAACGUUUACAGGUAA
This is a messenger RNA of Eurytemora carolleeae, 1583 nucleotides long. Its product is annotated as nicalin-1-like. Lineage: Eukaryota; Metazoa; Arthropoda; Copepoda; Calanoida; Temoridae. The transcript has 8 exons. Gene Ontology annotation, cellular component: endoplasmic reticulum membrane. Gene Ontology annotation, biological process: regulation of signal transduction. The record is from RefSeq and is a predicted model, not a curated record. Bases 39 to 1583 code for a protein of 514 amino acids.